AACGUUCCGAUCUGUACCGGGAAACAUCAGACAGAUACACUGAGAAGGAAAUGCCAAGAUGGGAAAGAUUACUUCUUAGUUUCAGUUUGUUUGGAAUAUAUAUUACGCUUAUUACACUGGAAAAGAUUAUGUUUUCUGGCUAGUCUUUUCUGUCCUCGUAGGCAAAUGGAAUUUUCAAUCCGGCACACCUGGGACAGCGACCCUGUGAACCAUGACCCCAUCAGGAUCAUCUUCUCUCCCGGGGAAGGAGGGCUGAAGAUGGAGGUGUUUGGUCCAUUCUUCAAUGACCCAGCAUCUCCUUCAGGGCCGUCCGGUCACGCCUUCCCUGGACUCUGGGAUUAUGAAGUCGUGGAGUCUUUCUUCCUUGAUAGUACUACAAAAAAUUACCUGGAAGUGGAGCUUUGUCCACAUGGACAACACCUGAUACUAUUACUGUCAGGAGUCGGCCAAGCAUUUGUGCAACAACUGCCCAUCGUGUUUAAUGCCACAAUCACAGGGGACAGGUGGAUGGGCGAGGCCCUCCUUCCAUGGUCAUACUUUCCUCCCAAUGUCAACAAGAUGAACUCGUACGCCAUCCAUGGCUCAGGAGAGAAGCGCACAUAUGAGGCUCUCUACUCCAUCCCCAAGGAAGAGAUAGUAGAAGGCCAAAAGCCCAAUUUCCACCGCCUGGAGUAUUUCCAAGAUUUCCGCCUGCAGAGCAUCAUGGGAGAGGGUUGGGUCCAGCCAGAAUCUGCUCUGUGGAUGGGAAAGCCUUGAGGUUUUCAGAAGGACUCCUUCUCUCUCUCUCUCUCUCUCUCUCUCUCUCUCUCUGUCCCUCUUUCUCUCCCUCUUUAUUUCUGUCUUGCACACAGACACACAAACUCACCAGAGCGGCAGCAGGGCAAUAGUACAAACAGUCUUUGACAGGGAACAAAGGGCAAUCAAUCUUUAUUAGUUAAUGAUGUCAAACCGUAUGACAAGAAAUAUGUUAUCAGCUUGUCAGAGCGUAUUAGCCUUCACACACAUUUGUGCGUGCGUGCAGACACACACAUCACAAGAUAUUGGACGUCACCUUAGAUUGUCUGAGCAGAGUGUGACCUACAGCGCUUAUACUGUGCUUGGUGGCAAGGAAUGCUCAUUUUGACGUUCAGCUCCUGUGUAGCCUGAAUGUUUCACUUCGCUGAGAUAACCCCCAGCAAGUCCUUGUGGUUGUUUGCCCUGACUGUUAGGACGCACACAUGCACACACGCACACACACACACACACACACACACACACACACACUUGAUGUGAAAAAUCAUUUUUCAGGAAAAGCAUGUCGGAGCUUUUAGAUUAGUGCUUAUUAUAAGUAGAUCAAUUCACUAAUUCUAUUGAAUUCCUUUUACAAUGAAGUAUGUUUACAUAUUAAUUAAACCAGACUGUUUUUUCUAUGCAAUUGUUUGACAGAUGUCAUUUUAAAUGUACCUGUAAUGUGUGAUCAUGUGUGAGCUCGAUGUCUAUCCAUUAAAAUAAUAGUCAGAUGGGAAAUUUUUCACUUUGUGGCAGCAAAUUAGUUGAGCAAAUUGAUGUAACUCUCAUUUUGUCCUCUGUUGAGAAGCCAUCAGCUAGUCAGCUUCGCUCAGCUUCUGGGUCUACUUACAGAAGAAGAAAAAUUAUUUCCUGAAAUGUCGAACCACAUACUUCAACUUGACUGGUAUAGAAUAAUAAGUAUGUCCUCUCAUUGUGUCCUAUGAUUGCAUGAUACAGAUCUUCAUUGAUGGUUGACAUAAAGUCAGUUAAAAACCGA
This is a messenger RNA of Stegastes partitus (bicolor damselfish), 1765 nucleotides long. Its product is annotated as UPF0462 protein C4orf33 homolog. The transcript has 6 exons. The coding region runs from base 166 to 756 and encodes 196 amino acids. NCBI's taxonomy places the organism in Eukaryota, Metazoa, Chordata, Actinopteri, Pomacentridae. The record is from RefSeq and is a predicted model, not a curated record.